ACUCUAGACCAUCGAGGAUUCCAGACUUAUUUUUGGUUCCGCCGUCCACGCCGUUGUUUUCUUUGGGUUCCUCGCGCACUCCACCCACUGGUCGGCCGGUUCCACGCUUCAAAAGCUUUUUUGCCUUUUUCCCUUUUUUCUCCGGCUACCCCCUUGUCCUUCUCCAGUUUUUCUCUCCUCUUGACGUUUUUCGUUCCGUUUGUGCCUGGUGGCUGUUCUUGUGUCUCGUGGAUCUGCAUCUUCCCUCUUCCCUCUCUGUUCAUAUCUUCCCUCCCGUACAUACUUUACUUCAUACUGCACAUACCCGAUAGAGAUCCCGGUCCUUGCAGCAGGCUGCUUGGACUAUUCAAAUGUCCGAACCACACCGGGAAGGUGCCUCCUAUGAGCUGCUAGAUCGCGAGAACAGCUUCGAGGGUCACGAUGCGGUAGCUCACAAUCCCAGCCCCCAGACCACCCCCAAUUCUCCUACCUUCCCUGAAGAGGGGACCUCUGCACCACCUCCCAGCGACACUCCGCACGAGACGUCAACGACGAGGCCGACUCGAGUCCGAUUCCGCUCAGUGAGCAAUCAUGGCGAGAGUGCACCGCAGCGGCCGCCUAUGCCCCGAGCAGACUCCGAUUAUUCCGUCCGCUCGCUUCAAUCCGUCCAUUCUAUGAUGCCCACAUCAGAAUCCGCCGAUCUUACCGAGUACUUCCCCGGCGAUGGAGAGCCUGGACCCGAGAUCGAAGCAGGCGUCGAGCAAUCGGCACACCGACGCGCCUCCCCACCUACCGACGGCGACACUACCAAGUCUUCCAUCGAGAAGGAGGAGCAACCCGCGCAUCCGAUGUCCGCUCGAGACCGCUGGAAGCACGCCAGCAAACUGCUUCGUCAGAAGACCGUCAACCUGGGUGAACGCUUGGGUAGACCCUCGGACGACGACGGUGGUGACCUCGGCGCCGCCAUGCUACCCGAUGAUUUGGAGAGAGGACUUGGACCAGCACCGCCGCGCCGUGGAGAAGAGGAAAAGGAUCCGUUUGAUAUUCACAACCGCGAUCGCGACGAAACACCGCCGCCACCCAGCGCAGAGGCCCAUAGACUGGUGCGCAGCAUGACCCAGCAUCACUUGCGCAACCGCAAACCUAAGUCUGCUUACGCACGCUCCGGAACCAGCACGCCCGAUGAAUCGAGUCGACCGGACUCCUGGUAUGGGGGUGCCACCCCGCCCCGCCCUGGUGCGGGCGGCGGUGGUAUUCUCUCGCAGUUGCUGAAGCUCCAUGCCGCGCAGGCGAAAGAUAACAUGUCCGUCACGGACUCGUCCGACAACGAAUCGGUGGCCUCGUCGGGGACCGCUACCCCGCGCCGGGACUUUUCGUCAGGGACGGCGACUCCCAAGAAGGAGAAGCUGAAAUGGUACAAGAAAUCGAAUCAUCACUCCACCGCCUCGCUGGUGUCCGCAUCGAUGAACCUCAGUCGGGCGAGUCUGCCGGCGUCUGCCGAUACGCUGGUGAUGCUGCCGCAACCACCGAAGAAGGGGAAGAAGAAGUCGCGCAAAACUCGGCUGGAGGACGAAAUCCGCGUCACCGUGCAUAUCGCCGAAAUCCUGGCCCGGCAGCGUUACAUCAUGCAGCUGUGCCGGGCGCUAAUGCGGUACGGCGCCCCCACCCACCGUCUCGAGGAGUACAUGCAAAUGACGGCCCGAGUCCUGGAAGUCGAAGGUCAGUUCUUGUAUCUGCCGGGAUGUAUGAUCAUGUCCUUUGACGAUCCGACCACCCGCACCGCCGAGGUCAAGUUGGUCCGAGUCGUGCAGGGGGUGGACCUGGGCCGGUUGGCGGAAACGCACAACGUGUACAAGAAUGUCGUCCAUGAUCUUAUUGGCGUGGAGGAGGCGAUUCAGGAAUUGGAUUUCAUUAUGAAGCGACCUCCCCGGUUCAACAAGUGGAUUCUCGUGCUGGCCUACGGGUUGGCCAGCUGUGCGGUCGGUCCAUUCGCCUUCGAAGCCCGCCCGAUCGACAUGCCCAUCAUCUUCUUCCUGGGCAGCCUCGUCGGACUCAUGCAGCACGUCCUGGCCCCGCGCUCCGUUCUGUACUCCAACGUGUUCGAGGUCACCGCCGCCAUCCUGACCUCCUUCCUUGCCCGCGCCUUCGGGUCCAUUCACCGCGGCAAGAAUGCCGACGGCUCUCUGAAUUACAUCUUCUGCUUCUCCGCGCUGGCGCAGUCUUCCAUCGCUCUCAUCCUCCCAGGAUUUAUGGUUCUCUGCAGUAGUUUGGAACUGCAGUCCCACCAGAUGAUCGCCGGCUCCAUCCGCAUGGUCUACUCGAUCAUCUACUCGCUGUUCCUCGGCUACGGUAUCACGGUCGGAACGACCAUUUACGGACUGAUCGACGGUGCGGCCAGCUCGACGACCACGUGCCCGAACCAGGAUGUCUACGGCAGCAAGUACACGCAGCACUUUGUCUUCGUCCCGAUCUACGUCAUCUUCCUCGCUAUCAUCAACCAGGGCAAGUGGAAGCAGGUGCCGGUCAUGAUCGUCAUCGCCACCUGCGGCUACGUGACCAAUUACUUCAGCACGCUUAAACUCGGCUCCAGCUCGGAGGUCGCCAACACCGUCGGCGCCUUCACGAUCGGUCUGCUGGGCAACCUGUACAGUCGCCUGUGGCACGGCCACGCCGCCACGGCCAUCCUGCCCGGUAUCUUCGUGCUGGUGCCCUCCGGCCUCGCCUCCUCGGGUUCCUUGCUGUCAGGUAUCGAAUACGCCGACGAGGUGCGCGAAAACCUAAAGAACGGGACCAGCGCCAGCAGCACGACCUCGGACGCCAGUAUCUCCAGCCUUGGUUUCGGUAUGAUCCAGGUGGCGAUCGGUAUUACGGUGGGAUUAUUUGUGUCUGCCUUGAUUGUGUACCCCUUCGGCAAGCGUCGGAGUGGAUUGUUCAGUUUCUAAAAAAUCGCACCUUGCGUGCCUCUCUAUACCCCCUCUUUGUCCUGUUUCCUUCUCCGUCAGUCUCCAGUAUUGUUUCUUGUCUCGUACAAAGUCUGAUCAAUCCCCCUCAUCAUUCUUGUAUUUAUGUGGCCC
Messenger RNA from Aspergillus brunneoviolaceus CBS 621.78, 3053 nucleotides. Its product is annotated as domain membrane protein. The coding region runs from base 351 to 2921 and encodes 856 amino acids. The transcript has a single exon. Gene Ontology annotation, molecular function: transmembrane transporter activity. Gene Ontology annotation, biological process: transmembrane transport. The record is from RefSeq and is a predicted model, not a curated record. NCBI's taxonomy places the organism in Eukaryota, Fungi, Ascomycota, Eurotiomycetes, Eurotiales, Aspergillaceae.